This is a messenger RNA of Odobenus rosmarus divergens (Pacific walrus), 1432 nucleotides long. RefSeq names its product SDE2 telomere maintenance homolog (S. pombe) (gene SDE2). Gene Ontology annotation, cellular component: nucleus. Bases 92 to 1432 code for a protein of 446 amino acids. NCBI's taxonomy places the organism in Eukaryota, Metazoa, Chordata, Mammalia, Carnivora, Odobenidae. The record is from RefSeq and is a predicted model, not a curated record. The transcript has 7 exons.
GGGCGCGGAAGGCCCCGUGACGCCAUCAAGGCGCGCUGGGCGAGGGGCGGUGCCUUGUCCCCGGGACCCGGAGGUCCCGGAGCUAGCUGAAAUGGCGGACGGCGCGCCGCAGGUGUGGGUUCGCUGUCCCGGCUUCGGUUGCGAGGCAGUGCGAUGUGCCUCGGCCCGGUGCUCCGUACGAGAUGUGAUCCACCGACACUGCCAAGAUCGGGAUGUUCCAGUGGAAUGCUUCUUUGUGAAGUGCAAUGGAUCCCUCGUGGACACCGGUGACGGAGUGCGGCAUGGCGCCGUGUAUAGUUUGGAACCCAGGCUCUGUGGUGGAAAAGGAGGGUUUGGAUCUAUGCUCCGGGCGCUUGGUGCUCAGAUUGAGAAGACAACCAAUCGAGAAGCUUGCCGGGACCUCAGCGGAAGGAGGCUACGAGAUGUCAACCAUGAGAAAGCAAUGGCCGAGUGGGUGAGACAGCAGGCUGAGCGGGAGGCCGAGAAGGAGCAGAAGCGCCUGGAGCGGCUGCAGCGGAAGCUCGCGGAGCCCCGGCACUGCUUCGCCAGCCCCGCAUACCAGCAGCAGUGCCAUGACAUGGCCGAGCGCCUGGAGGACUCCGUGCUCAGAGGUAUGCAGGCUGCCUCCAGCAAGAUGGUUUCGGCCGAAAUCGGUGAGAGUCGGAAAAGACCCCACCAGUCAAAAACGGACCGAGGAGCCAGCGCAGGGAAAAGGAAGUGCUUUUGGUUGGGCAUGGAAGGACUGGAGACGGCAGAGGAGUCCAGCUCGGAGACCUCGGAUGAUGACCGGGAAGGAGCUCCUAGUACUUCAGGAAUGAGCUCCCAUGCUGCAGACAACGGCCUCGAUGGUGUGGAGCCAGCAGCUGGGUGUCCCCGCCACUGCCCUGGGGCGGCCGUGGCCAGUGCAGCCUCUCAGUCCCCGGAGCCACUGCCGGCCCCAGGGCCGGGCUUGGCGCGCGCUGUCUCCGCAGAUGUGUGUGCCGAGUCGGGGCAGAUCUCUGCUCAGGGGCAUGUGGGCAGGACAGUGGCCACGGAGGAGGAGGGAGGGGCAGAGGGCGAAGAGCCCACAGAAGAGGAGGCUGCGGGGAUGGGACCAGCCCAGGAGCCCAAGGCGGAGGCCGAUGGGGACAGAGCUGCCGAGGCUGCGCCUGGAGAGGCUGGGGGGAGCACGCCCGCCGCCAGACUGGAGGGAAGCCCAUCAGGAAACACAGAUACUGGUCAGCAAACUCUCGAUUUGCUGGCUUUCAGCUCCGCGGCAGAGCUGGAGGCGCUGGGUUUGGACAGGCUCAAGUGUGAACUCACGGCCCUGGGACUGAAAUGUGGGGGCACCCUGCAAGAGCGCGCGGCCAGACUCUUCUCCGUCAGGGGCCUGGCGAGGGACUACAUCGACCCGGCUCUGUUCGCCAAGCCUUUGAAGGGGAAGAGGAAAUGA